Molecule: messenger RNA, 4568 nt
Organism: Nezara viridula (southern green stink bug)
Lineage: Eukaryota; Metazoa; Arthropoda; Insecta; Hemiptera; Pentatomidae
Source: the annotation of a GenBank genome assembly
CGGUGCCCGCGCCCCGUACACAGUGUCAGUUCAGUGUUGCCCCGCCCCCGCGCUUAUGUGCUAUGUGUUUGUGACAGUGGGGGAAUAUGUUAUUAGACAUGGAGCAGCACUCGACCCUCGGUUCUCUCAGUAUGUCCCAUUUCAGCCUGCCCAGCACGGGCGGGAGCGGCGAUGACGCCGCGGCAGGAGGCGGCGGCGGGGGCGGCAACUCGCCGCUCUACGGCUCCCCGCCGCUGUACUCCAUCACGGCCUCAGCCGCUCCCCAGCACUCCCCCGGGAUCAGCUAUGGAUACAACUUAGAGGCUUGUUUCUUUUCCCCCUCAGGUACCGGCGGCGGCCUGGAGCAGGUUCCCGGCUUCCAGCCGAUCCUCCAGCAGGGCUCCGAGCUGCCCGACACCAAGGAGGGCAUCGAGGAGCUCUGUCCCGUCUGCGGGGACAAGGUCUCCGGUUACCAUUACGGCCUCCUCACGUGCGAGUCAUGUAAGGGAUUCUUUAAACGGACCGUCCAAAAUAAGAAAGUGUACACAUGCGUUGCGGAAAGGAGCUGUCAUAUAGACAAGACCCAGAGGAAGCGAUGCCCCUUCUGCCGGUUCCAGAAGUGCCUCGACGUCGGUAUGAAGCUUGAAGCGGUUCGAGCGGAUAGGAUGAGAGGUGGAAGGAACAAGUUCGGACCAAUGUACAAGAGGGAUCGGGCGAGAAAGUUGCAGAUGAUCCGGCAGCGGCAGAUGGCCAUCCAGACCCUGAGGAACUCCUCGGGGUACACCAGCGGCAACGGCGGCAGCGGGGACGCUGUCACGUUGAGCUACACCAGCCCCGGAUCCAACUUCGGCGCCCUCCAGAUCAAGCAGGAGAUCCAGAUCCCGCAGGUCAGCUCGCUCACCUCCUCCCCCGACAGCAGCCCCAGCCCCAUCGCCGUGGCCCUCGGCCAGCAGCAGCAGCAGCAGCAGACCAGCAUGUACUCGGCCGUUCUGCCUGCCCAGCAGCUCCAGAUCCCCGAGCAGAGGGUCACCCAGCAGGUCUUCGAACAGUCCAAGCUCUGGCCGACCAACUCACCACCUCCCCAGAAGAGCUUCAGCUACGAGGGCCCGUCCUCCGGCAACAGCCAAGGGAAGGUUAGUCCCAUGAUCCGGGACUUCGUUCUAGCGAUAGACGACCAAGAGUGGCAAAAUUCACUCUAUAAUCUCCUUCAAAACCAAACGUAUAACCAGUGCGAGGUGGACUUAUUCGAACUCAUGUGUAAAGUGUUGGACCAAAAUCUGUUUUCGCAAGUAGAUUGGGCCAGGAAUUCGACCUUUUUCAAAGACCUCAAGGUUGAUGACCAGAUGAAACUCUUACAACAUUCUUGGUCUGAUAUGCUCGUAUUAGACCAUAUGCACCAUAGGAUGCAUAAUAACCUCCCGGAUGAAGCUACCCUGCCCAAUGGGCAGAAGUUCGACCUACUCAGCCUUGGUCUGUUGGGUGUCCCCAGCCUUGCUGAACCUUUCACAGAGAUUUCAACGAGGCUUCAAGACCUCAAGUUCGACCCCUCAGAUUAUAUCUCCAUCAAGUUUCUCUUACUUCUUAAUCCAGAUGUAAGGGGACUGAUGAACAGGAAGCACGUCCAGGAAGGUCACGAUCAGGUUCAGCAGGCCCUUCACGAUUAUUGCCUAACUUCUUAUCCGCAGGUUCAGGAUAAGUUCAAUAAAUUGUUAACGAUCUUGCCAGAAAUACACUCAAUAGCUGUACGAGGCGAAGAGCACCUUUACAUGAAACAUUGUAAUGGUGGUGCUCCAACACAGACAUUAUUAAUGGAGAUGCUGCAUGCAAAAAGGAAAUAAACAUUUCAGGAUGAUGUGGAAUGAGAAGCUGAUGAAUACAAAGUGCAAUAUGAGAGGGAAACGGGGAUCACGUGUUCAUAAGUUAAAUACUGAGUUACCUAGAGUGCCCCGAGAUGGCAGAUACCAGGCUCACGAUACUAUAUAGAACUCUUCUUCCUCUAGUGUCAGCGAGUGUGUGAUUAUGUGAAAAGCAGCGGUUAUAAGGACUAUGUAAUUUUGUAAAAUACUUUUAGACCUCAUGUUAGUGUACAGGAAAAAAAAUAAGAUGCCUUCAGAAAAGUACAAAGCACAUAAUAAAUUACUGUAUUUAAUAAAGGCAUUACUUUUAAAAAAUACCAGCAGUACAAUAUAGUAUAGUCCCCCAGGCACGAGACCGAUAUUUUUUUUUCUUAAUUUCUUAUAUUUAGAUUAUAAAUGGUUAAAGUUUAAAUACUUGAUUUCUUAUAGUUAUUUAUUUUAUCUUAUGUUGUUUGAACAUAACUGCUCAUUCUUUCUUUCCUUAAUUUUAGGUUAGUUAUGUUAGGUCGGUUUUGUGCCUGAUGAAUGUUUGUAAGUUUAAUGAGUUCUAGUUUACAUUCCACUUUUAACAAGUGAAUUGUUCUGGAAGGGAUACUUUGGGCAUCAAAAGUUAUUUAUGUUCUCAUUCGAGGAAUCGAUUUGCUUAAUGGUAUGUGAGGCGAGGAUCACAUAGCUUGCAAAUUAAAUAUAAUCUGUGUAACUAACAUUACAUAACAAAUAAAAAGAUUGAAAAAAUCUUAAAAAAGAAAAAAAAAAAGAAUUGUGUGUAAGUCAGUUUAUAAUAGAGAAUCGAAUGUUGUUAUGAAGUAAAUUGUUACAUUCCAAAACAGUUUCAACCAUUUUCAUUUGUUAUUAAUAAUUUCCCUGAAGGUUGUUGAAACAAAUUUUGGUUACGGUUAUUAAUGUUAGACAUUGCACAUUUUCUUUGUCUUUCUUUUACUAAUUGUUUCUUGUUUUUAUUUUAUUUUUUUUUUCAUUUUUUUUUAACACUCGAGGGUCAUGGUGUCGGGACAAAUAUUCUUUCUUAGCUUCUUUAUUUGCUUAAAAUACGAUGCGGUAAACAUCGGUUGUUUGCCGAUCAUCUCGCCAACAAGUUCAGCGUGUAUAGAAACAAAAGUUUUGCUUGGAAAAUUGUUUUAUUUGUGAGAAAGAUGAGCGUGUAUUUAAUAAUUAGUUUUAAUGUAAAUUUAUUAAGUAUGUGUGUGUCUUGACAGUUACCUAUUGAGAGGGAUAUCUCUCUUGUCCCAGACCAAAUGUAGCGUCCACUCUCCCAGUUCCUGGCCAGAAAAAACUUACUGCUCUUAAAUUCCAUAACACCUUGCACACAAGCAUAUAUUUUCAUUUAUAAAUAUGUAAAUAAAUAUAAAGAGUAUGCUAUAUUUUUCUGUAUCUAAGUAUAUAUAAAUAUAUAUAUAUAUAUAAAUAUAAUUUCAUACAAUUGGCCUUUUAGUGAAUAUAUGUAAAUAUGAGAUAUUAUUUUUUAAAAAUAUUUCCUUGGUUGAUAAAUGUCAUUUUGUGCAAUGUAUAGAGAACUAUGUAUAAAAUAAUUGAAAAUUUAAUUUACGUUUCUAACUUGUCCACUUUCUGUCACUGCCAGGCGUUUAUGAUCUGUCACUUAAGUUAAAUUGUAAAUUUGAUAUGUAUGUUGUAAAUUUGUGAUGUUAAUGGGGAGCGGAGGUAUUUUGGUAUGAGAUGAUAUAUAUAUUUUUAUGGGAAGCAGAAAUAAGCAUAAAUUCAACAAAAGUGAUAGUGAAAAGAAUAUUGUGAUGUAUAAGAGAGUUUAUUUUUAAAGGUGCAGUUGAAUUAUAAACCGGUUAGGCAGAUUUUAUUACUGUUAUUGAUUUAGCAGAGUUAUAUAGUUUUAUAGCUUCUAUAUUUUCAUUAAAGUUAUUUAUGUCGCAUCACAUUUUUGAAAUGCUAAGAGCUUUCUUAGUUCUUUAAAAGUAAAUUUUAAAAAAAUAUAUAUAUAUUGAGAAAGAGCCUACUUAAAUUAUGAAAUGAGGAAUGAUUAUUUUAUGAAUUGAUUGGAUUAUGAUAAGAAUAUUUUUAAAAAGUUAUUUUUAUAUGUAUAAAAAAUGUUAAUAAUAACAAAUUAUAAAACAGAAUCUACAAAAUGUUGUAAUUAAAUGUUGAAACAUUUAUGGGUCUCAUUAUAUGUAGAGUAUUCUCAUUUAAAUGUAAUGUGAAAAAAAAAAAAACCACAAUAGCUUGAAUUGUGAUAACUUUUUGAUGCUCCAUAUCUCAAUGUGAGGAGUCCAUGUGAUCAUUGUUUUGUUUGUUUUUUCUUUUCAGAUUGCCUCUGAUAUUUAAUCUACCAUUACUUUUAAUAUGUGUAUUAAGAAUGGAAAAUUGUUACCUCAAUUUAUAGUUAACUUGUAUUUUUACCAUUUUAACAAGUCAGCAUUACCAUGUGAAUAUUUUAUUAAUGAUAUACUGUUACAUUACUAUCAAUGUAUAUAUUGUUAGCAUCUUUUAUGUGGAUGCUGUUAAGAUUUUUUGUUCCUGGUUCAAAGGCAAAAUAUCAGGCAAUUUUUAAAUUAUUUUUUAUUUUAUAGAGGUUUCUAAAUUAUGCCUACAUAGUGUGUAUUUAAUUAUAGUUUGACAAUUUAUUAGAUUAUUCAUUGUUACUUUAAAAAGAAAAAAAUUGUCUACUGUUUUGCCUUUUUUCUUGGUAAACAAUUAUAUGUGAAUGAGAUGUAGGUAUAAAUAAAACCAAAAUAUUUUAUCUGUUUA